Molecule: messenger RNA, 1278 nt
Organism: Caenorhabditis briggsae
Lineage: Eukaryota; Metazoa; Nematoda; Chromadorea; Rhabditida; Rhabditidae
Exons: 3
Coding region: 1-1278 (425 amino acids)
Biological process (GO): carbohydrate metabolic process
Molecular function (GO): chitin binding
Source: RefSeq, a predicted model, not a curated record
AUGUCGAAUUCUGACCAAAAAGAGUCACUGGUUGUAUUGAAGAAAACUUCCAAAACCCAGUUUUACGCUCAGUUAUUUGGCAUUUUCUGUUUCGGAUUCGUUUUGAGUACUAUUCUGGUUACUUCAAUCUUUGUUGCUUUUCAUUUUCUUUGGAGUGCGAAACCUGCAAUUUUACUGGAAAACUCGAAAAAUGCUUUUAUUUUGUCUGGAAACUACACUCCAUGCAACCGAAGAAUUAUCGGUUGGAGUCGAUUGUAUGACAGAGAAGAGCUCACGAAUGAGCAAAUUUCCAAGAUGACACAUAUCAUUUUUGGACCCAUUACUUGGCAGUAUGGGAUCAUUCGAUUCAGGAAUAAAAUGGAAAAAGAGGUUUUUGAAAGAUUACAAGAGAAAUCAAAAAGUCAUGAUGUCAAACUUCUACUAUCAAUGGAAAUUAAUAACGAGGUGAAUGACCCGGCGACGAAUUUGGCAACUAUAAAAAUGAUAUGGCACUUGAAUUCUUUCCUCGCCACCCAUAAAAUUGAUGGAAUCGAAUUAAACUGGAAAUUUCCAACCAAAAACCUGGCUCAGAUUGUUUAUUUUUGUGAGAAAAUGCGACAGUACAACAAGAACAUGACUAGAGAAUUCAUAUUGGCACUAUCUCUUCCAGCUUCUGAUAUUGGUUUGAACCUCGAAAGUAUUAUGGAGCAUGUGGAUUUUUUGAAUAUAGAAACGGCGGACUACUAUUCUCUAUUGCAACUGGAGCACCCUCAACUGAUUGGUCCGCCGUCGCCGUUGUAUUCUGGACAUGCUGGAGUGGAGAACGUGGACAGUACGAUGACAUACUAUACUUGUGCAACCGAGAAUCCAGAGAAAUUGAAUAUGAAAUUAAUGUUUGGAGGAAGGUACUGGAAAAAUGUCAGAAAGCCAAUUGGGUCUUCUGAACCUUUGUGGAUGUUAGCAGAAAAAUAUCAUGGGAACGUUGAUGGAGAUUGGUUGGCAUGGAAAGAUCUGGAAAAUGGUGGAUGGGAUUUGAAAUCCGCUUCUUGGAACAAUGAAUCAAAAACUCCGUAUAUUUAUGAUCAACUGGAACAAACUUAUUUGGCAUUUGAGAAUGAGAGAAGUUUAUUGGAGAAAAUCAGAUAUGCGAUUGACAAAAAUAUUGGAGGAUUUGUGAUUUGGAAACCAAUUUUUGAUGAUGAAGAGAACACACUUUUGGAUGUGAUGUCUUCAUCAAAGUUCUGCUCAACCCAGGAUAAUAAAACUGCGGUUUUUGAUUGUGAUGUUUAUAAACAAUGA